GUUGACCCAUUGCGUAUGAAGUUUCCGGCCGGCUCCUCUUUCUGUCCUCCUCCGUUUAGCAAGCCGAGAGUCCACCUCUUAACGCCACCAUGGCUAACGUCGCGGACACCAGACUGUACGACAUCUUAGGGGUUUCCCCGUCCGCCUCUGAAAACGAACUGAAGAAGGCAUACCGUAAGCUAGCAAAGGAGUACCACCCUGAUAAAAAUCCAAACGCUGGAGACAAGUUUAAGGAAAUAAGCUUUGCCUAUGAAGUGCUCACCAACCCAGAGAAAAAGGAGCUGUAUGACCGGUAUGGAGAGCAGGGCCUUCGGGAAGGUGGUGGAGGCGGUGGAGGGAUGGAUGACAUUUUCUCACAUAUCUUUGGAGGCGGACUGUUUGGGUUCAUGGGAGGACAGGCUAGAAGCCGAAACGGUGGAAGACGUCGGGGGGAAGACAUGGUCCAUCCACUCAAGGUUUCUCUUGAAGAUUUGUAUAAUGGAAAAACAACCAAACUGCAACUAAGCAAGAAUGUUCUGUGUAACACUUGUAACGGCCAGGGGGGUAAGACCGGAGCUGUUCAGAAAUGUGUGGCGUGCAGGGGACGGGGUAUGCGCAUUAUCAUCCGACAGCUGGGUCCUGGUAUGGUCCAGCAGAUGCAGUCUGUCUGUACUGAUUGUAAUGGUGAAGGUGAAGUUAUAAAUGAAAAAGACCGUUGUAAAAAGUGUGAGGGGAAGAAAGUGGUGAAAGAAGUAAAAAUCCUGGAGGUUCAUGUUGACAAAGGCAUGAGGCAUGGUCAAAAAAUAACCUUUGGAGGGGAGGCCGACCAGGCACCUGGAGUUGAACCUGGAGAUAUUGUCCUUGUCCUGCAGGAGAAGGAGCACGAGACAUUCAAAAGAGAUGCCAAUGACUUGCACAUGACUCACAAAAUCGGCCUUGUUGAAGCACUUUGUGGAUUCCAGUUCACACUGAAACAUUUAGAUGGCAGACAGAUUGUUGUGAAGUAUCCUGCUGGUAAAGUAAUUGAGCCAGGUUCUGUCAGAGUAGUGUGGGGUGAAGGUAUGCCGCAGUAUCGUAAUCCAUUUGAAAAGGGGGAUCUGUAUAUUAAAUUUGAAGUGGAAUUCCCAGAUAACAACUGGAUCAGCCCAGAGAAGCUUUCUGAACUGGAAGACUUGCUGCCUGCCCGGGCUGAGGUGCCCAUUGUUUCUGGAGACGCAGAGGAGGUCGACCUCCUGGACUUUGACAUGAGUCAAGGCACUUCUGGCGGACAUAGGCGGGAGGCGUAUAACGACAGCUCAGAUGAGGAGAGUGGUCACCAUGGACCUGGAGUCCAGUGUGCCCACCAGUAGUAAAAUCACAAUGCACAGGAAAUGGAUUUCCAGAUCUUUGUGGCUUGAAUUUAACAUAUUUUACUUCUGCAACUCCUUGUACCUUUCCAUCAAAUAUCUGGUGCUGCCCCCAGUACUCUUGCAUUCUGUCUUCUAUAGGCAGUCCAGAACCAAUUAAAAAAAGUUAGAUUAAAUCUUUUUUUUUUUUUUUUGGUAUGGAAUUAAUUUAAAAGUUUGGCACAUUUGAAUGAUUCGUAGAGGAAAAACCUCACUGUCUAUCAGUAUAAUUUACUUAUUGUUUUUCUUUUUGUUUUAAACCACUAAUUUCCCCUGUAGACUUUUAAAAUUCCCUUUGCAUUUUAAAAUGGGGUUGGGGAUAAACGUGUAUAAAGUGGAAGCAGUUGUCAAUCUUCAUCACUUGGCCUCAAAGCUGGUAUAAUGUUUCAAACCUGUAACACAGGAACACAUUUGUAACAUUAAGCGGGGGGUGGGGGGCGGGGGUCUAUGCAUAAAUACUUGUCAGAUUAUGAAGCUGAAAGAAAUGUUCAAAAUUUGAGCAAUAUCGCAUGUCAUUUUACAAAGCCCUAAACAUCUUUUUUUUGCUGUACAGUAAGUGCUGUGGCAUAAGCCACACAAUAUUAGCAGCUUCCUUUGAAAUGUGGGUGAGAGAGAACCUGUAUGCUCAUUGGCUGCUUGGGGUUUAUUCAUUCUAGUCAUAGUGUGCACUUUUUAAACCAGCCUAUAUGUAAUUGACUAAACCUGUUGUCAUUCAGCUGGCUCUUCAAAUGCAGCAGAUGUUUGCUGCUUCUUGAACUGCACCACCCAUCUUUUUGUGCACUCAUGACAAUGGGCUGUUUGUUAGAAAUAAAUUGUCAUAGUUUUCAGCUGUUAUAAGCAAGUCCGUGCAAAGCUAUCAUUUCUUCUCAAAGCUGUUUAAACUGACUCCAGCAUCUGCUUUGGGUGGAGAUAAGCCAGUGUUGCAGUAAGCUUUUGUCCUACUUUGUUUUUCUCCUCCUUUCCCCCUUCUCCCUUCCUUCAGCUUUUGUGUAGUGCUGACCAGUUGCUUGACCAAAAUUGAGCCAAUAAUGUAAAUACUGUUGUUUUUUUUCUUCAAAGGAGGAUGUCAAAGCUGCUGUCAUAUUGUGUUCUCCUCCUCAGCAUAGCAGAACGCUUACAUUCAUUAGCCCUGGACAUAUCCUGAUAAAUCAGAUUGUUACUGAAAAGUGCAUUGUCCAAACUCUUGACACCUGCUGUUGAACAUUUGAAGAUAUUGUAAUUGAUUUCUGUGUUGAUGCACAUGUUUGUUCAUGUUACUUGUACAAUAAAUUGUCAUGUGUUAAUUGGA
This is a messenger RNA of Paramormyrops kingsleyae, 2652 nucleotides long. RefSeq names its product dnaJ homolog subfamily A member 2-like. Gene Ontology annotation, biological process: response to heat; protein folding. Lineage: Eukaryota; Metazoa; Chordata; Actinopteri; Osteoglossiformes; Mormyridae. Gene Ontology annotation, molecular function: ATP binding; Hsp70 protein binding. The record is from RefSeq and is a predicted model, not a curated record.